AUGCAUAAACCAAAUAUCUGCGUCCUUAUCACCCUUAUCCUUGCUUGGAUUUUGUUAAUCGUUGCCUUUGCUUCAUACUGGUAUCAAUCAGGUACCAACACAGAUAAUGGUGACUCCUAUACCCUUUUUAAACACGACGGCUUCAAGUUUUGUAAUAUGAAUGGAGAUUGUGAUUCCGAUUCAUACCCCUCCUCAUACAAGAAGGCUAACAAAAACACUUUGAACAUCUUCAAUGCCUCGCUAGCUUUUACAGUGUUAUCUUGGAUCGUCACCUCUGUCACCAUUUUGUUUGUCUUUUUGUCCCUUGCCAACAUCUUGUCCAAGAUCCCACUCCCAUUGGGCAUGAUCGUCAAAUUCCUUCCAAUUGUUGCUCUUGUUUUCGCCCUCCUUGCCAUGUUUAUCUUCAUCGGAGUAGGUAAUGCUAGCUACCAAGAUUGCAAGAAAAAUCUUAGUGACUUUGUAUGUGACGACCAAAAGGAUAACGGAGUUUAUGAUUUUGUCAAGUACGAAGAUAAUAAUGGUGUUGUUGACUACCAUGCUCCAACUACCGGUUGGGCUACCGUCGUUGUCAGUUCUGGUCUUCUUUUGCUUGCAUCCAUCCUCAAUGUCUUGAUGGGCAAGUAUUAA
Cavenderia fasciculata is the source of this 627-nucleotide messenger RNA. RefSeq lists its product as uncharacterized. The record is from RefSeq and is a predicted model, not a curated record. NCBI's taxonomy places the organism in Eukaryota, Evosea, Eumycetozoa, Acytosteliales, Cavenderiaceae. The coding region runs from base 1 to 627 and encodes 208 amino acids. The transcript has 4 exons.